AUGGCGGAGCCCUCGGCCCCGGAGAGCAAGCACAAGUCGUCCCUCAACUCGUCUCCGUGGAGCGGCCUCAUGGCCCUGGGCAACAGCCGGCACGGCCACCACGGGCCCGGGGCCCAGUGCGCGCACAAGGCGGCGGGCGGCGUGGCGGCGCCGCCGAAGCCGGCCCCCGCGGGGCUGUCCGGGGGGCUGUCGCAGCCGGCCGGCUGGCAGUCGCUGCUCUCCUUCACCAUCCUCUUCCUGGCCUGGCUGGCCGGCUUCAGCUCGCGCCUCUUCGCCGUCAUUCGCUUCGAAAGCAUCAUCCACGAGUUCGACCCGUGGUUUAACUAUAGAUCAACACAUCAUCUUGCGUCUCAUGGGUUCUAUGAAUUUCUAAAUUGGUUUGAUGAAAGAGCAUGGUAUCCUCUAGGAAGAAUAGUAGGUGGUACUGUUUACCCAGGGUUGAUGAUAACAGCUGGCCUUAUCCACUGGAUUUUAAAUACAUUGAACAUAACAGUUCACAUAAGAGAUGUAUGUGUAUUCCUUGCACCAACUUUUAGCGGCCUUACCUCUAUAUCUACUUUCCUGCUCACCAGAGAACUUUGGAAUCAAGGAGCAGGACUUUUAGCUGCUUGUUUUAUUGCUAUUGUACCAGGUUACAUUUCUCGGUCAGUAGCUGGAUCCUUUGAUAACGAAGGCAUUGCUAUUUUUGCACUUCAGUUCACAUAUUACUUAUGGGUAAAAUCUGUAAAAACUGGUUCUGUUUUUUGGACAGUGUGCUGCUGCUUAUCGUAUUUCUAUAUGGUCUCUGCUUGGGGUGGUUAUGUGUUUAUUAUCAACCUUAUUCCACUGCAUGUAUUUGUGUUAUUACUGAUGCAGAGAUACAGCAAAAGAGUCUACAUAGCAUAUAGCACUUUCUACAUUGUGGGUUUAAUAUUAUCCAUGCAGAUACCCUUUGUGGGAUUCCAGCCAAUCAGAACAAGUGAACACAUGGCAGCUGCAGGUGUAUUUGCACUGUUGCAAGCUUAUGCUUUCUUGCAGUAUCUGAGAGAUCGGUUAACAAAACAAGAGUUCCAGACCCUUUUCUUUUUGGGUGUAUCAGUAGCUGCAGGCGCUGUGUUCCUUAGUGUCAUCUAUUUGACUUAUACAGGUUACAUUGCACCAUGGAGUGGCAGGUUUUAUUCCUUGUGGGACACUGGGUAUGCAAAAAUACAUAUUCCAAUUAUUGCAUCAGUGUCUGAGCAUCAACCUACGACUUGGGUGUCUUUCUUCUUUGAUCUACAUAUUCUUGUGUGUACCUUCCCAGCAGGCCUAUGGUUCUGCAUUAAAAAUAUCAACGAUGAAAGAGUGUUUGUUGCUCUGUAUGCCAUCAGCGCUGUCUACUUUGCUGGAGUGAUGGUGCGGCUGAUGUUGACUUUGACUCCUGUCGUCUGUAUGCUGUCUGCAAUUGCCUUCUCUAAUGUUUUUGAGCACUAUUUGGGGGAUGACAUGAAAAGGGAAAACCCACCUGUGGAGGACAGCAGUGAUGAGGAUGACAAAAGAAACCCAGGAAAUUUGUAUGAUAAGGCAGGUAAAGUGAGGAAACAUGUAACUGAGCAGGAAAAAACUGAAGAGGGACUAGGUCCUAAUAUAAAAAGCAUUGUCACCAUGUUGAUGCUGAUGCUAUUGAUGAUGUUUGCAGUUCACUGUACCUGGGUCACAAGCAAUGCCUAUUCUAGUCCAAGUGUGGUCCUGGCCUCUUACAAUCAUGAUGGCACCAGGAAUAUCUUAGAUGAUUUUAGAGAAGCUUACUUUUGGCUAAGGCAAAAUACAGAUGAACAUGCCCGAGUGAUGUCUUGGUGGGAUUAUGGCUACCAGAUAGCUGGAAUGGCUAAUAGAACUACUUUGGUGGAUAAUAAUACCUGGAAUAACAGCCACAUAGCACUGGUGGGAAAAGCUAUGUCUUCAAAUGAAACAGCAGCCUAUAAAAUCAUGAGGAGUCUGGAUGUAGAUUAUGUUUUGGUAAUUUUUGGAGGGGUUAUUGGCUAUUCUGGUGAUGACAUCAACAAGUUCCUGUGGAUGGUUAGGAUAGCUGAAGGAGAACAUCCAAAGGACAUUCGGGAAAGUGACUAUUUCACCCCACAAGGAGAAUUCCGUGUAGACAAAGCAGGAUCCCCCACUUUAUUGAAUUGCCUUAUGUAUAAAAUGUCAUAUUACCGAUUUGGGGAAAUGCAGCUGGAUUUUCGUACACCCCCAGGUUUUGAUCGAACACGUAAUGCUGAGAUUGGAAACAAGGACAUUAAAUUCAAACAUUUGGAGGAGGCCUUUACAUCAGAACACUGGCUUGUAAGGAUAUAUAAAGUGAAAGCGCCUGAUAACAGGGAAACACUGGACCACAAACCUCGAGUCACCAACAUUUUCCCAAAACAGAAGUAUUUGUCAAAGAAGACUACGAAAAGGAAGCGUGGCUACAUUAAAAAUAAGCUUGUUUUUAAGAAAGGCAAGAAAAUAUCUAAGAAGACUGUUUAA
This is a messenger RNA of Pipistrellus nathusii (Nathusius's pipistrelle), 2484 nucleotides long. The record is from the annotation of a GenBank genome assembly. NCBI's taxonomy places the organism in Eukaryota, Metazoa, Chordata, Mammalia, Chiroptera, Vespertilionidae.